This is a messenger RNA of Alnus glutinosa, 938 nucleotides long. RefSeq names its product large ribosomal subunit protein eL18x-like. Gene Ontology annotation, molecular function: RNA binding; structural constituent of ribosome. Gene Ontology annotation, biological process: translation. The record is from RefSeq and is a predicted model, not a curated record. The transcript has 5 exons. Bases 149 to 712 code for a protein of 187 amino acids. Lineage: Eukaryota; Viridiplantae; Streptophyta; Magnoliopsida; Fagales; Betulaceae. Gene Ontology annotation, cellular component: cytosolic large ribosomal subunit; ribosome.
CUACAAGUCGUUUUAUCAGAAAAAGAAGAAAGCUACAAGCCGUUUUUAUGAUUCCCCAAAAACCCUAGCAAACCAGAGGAACCACUUAGUAACGUAUAAAACGGUUAAUUUUCUCCCUCUUCUGCUGCGACCUGGGAGAAGAACAACAAUGGGCAUCGAUUUGGUCGCCGGCGGCAAAAGCAAAAAAACCAAGCGAACUGCCCCUAAAUCCGAUGAUAUUUACCUCAAGCUCCUUGUCAAGCUAUACCGGUUUCUGGUACGGAGAACCGGAAGCAACUUCAGUGCGGUGAUUCUGAAGCGGCUUUUCAUGAGCAAGAUCAACAAGCCGCCAUUGUCGCUCUCGAGGCUGAUCAAGUUCGCGCAAGGAAAGGAGGGAAAGAUCGCGGUGAUCGUCGGGACUGUGACGGACGACGUUAGGGUUCAGGAGGUGCCGUCAUUGAAAGUGGCGGCGUUGAGGUUCACGGAGACGGCGAGGGCGAGGAUUGAGAAGGCAGGAGGAGAGUGUUUGACCUUUGACCAGCUGGCUCUCAUGGCGCCUCUUGGUCAGAACACGGUUCUUCUUAGAGGUCCUAAGAAUGCUCGUGAAGCAGUCAAACAUUUUGGUAAAGCUCCUGGUGUGCCUCACAGCCACACUAAACCUUACGUGCGGUCCAAGGGAAGAAAAUUUGAGAAAGCUAGGGGAAGAAGAAACAGCAGGGGGUUUAGAGUUUAAUUUGCUUGAUAUUCGUUCUCCAUUUAUAGAGAAAAAUUUGUAUCAUUUCUCUGCAAGGAGCUUACUCUUCUUGCACCCUUCAUUUUUGUCUCAUCUUAUGCCAUUUGUUUUGGUUUCUGGUUGGUUCCAACAAAUCUUCGCAUUUUUUUUUUAAAUUUGUUUUGUCAUUUGAUUUCUUUUGGAUGCUCCCAAAUGCAUAAAAUUGUUGUGGAUGUUUUUGGCUAUA